Messenger RNA from Chironomus riparius, 1266 nucleotides. The record is from the annotation of a GenBank genome assembly. Lineage: Eukaryota; Metazoa; Arthropoda; Insecta; Diptera; Chironomidae.
AUGGAAAGCUUCACAAAUAGAAUUGAAAAAGGUUUUCAAAAUUUAAAGAAUUUGUUUAAGUGCAAUGUUAAGCAACAAACUAAAUACAACAACAUUUUGUACGAAGAAUUCUUUCGGUGUGAAAAAACAGCGCAAAUUUUAGGCUUUAAAUUCCUAAAAAGCCAUAAGUCUUUGACUAAUACGUGGAUAAGGGCUAAUAAUAUAGCAUUUGAAGUUGCGAUAAUUAUUCUUUUAAUGGUUGAAAUAGUUUCAUUCGUCAUGUCAAUUCGGAGGAAGCUAUUCCUCACAUCCAUAGACAAUGCUUUGUUUUAUGGAGGAUUUUUCGUGGUUGCAGUAAAAAUUUACUUAAUUUUUUAUCGAAAUCGUGCGAAAUUGGACCAAAUUAUUGAGAAAUUAGAUGAACAUUUUCCUCAUCAUGGAGUCGAUCAGCAUACAUUUAAGGCUCAAAAAUACUUGAAUACAUUAAAAAGAUUUGAAGCAAUUUACUACGUCAUUUUUUUGACUACUGGCUUGCAAUUUUGGAUGAUGCCAUACUUGCAUCAACUUUAUGGAACUAUAAAUUCUAUAAAUGUUGACUGGAUGACGGUUUAUGCCUUAACAUUGCCAUUUAAUCAACUCCAGCCAGUUGUGUAUGAAGUGAUGUGGAUGCUCGAAGGUUGGAUUUUUAUGUGCACAAUUUUUUACAUCAUCUGCACUGAUUUGUUGUUUGCCAGCUUAUGUGAAAUUCUUGCAAUGGAGUUUGACAUUUUGGGGCAGGCUAUCCGUAAAAUUGACAUGAAUGAAAGAGAGAAUGACGCAAUUAUGAAGCUCAAAAAACUUGUUGGCAUCCAUCAAGAACUUAUUGAAGUUUCUAAGAAAUUGGAUGAAAUUUUCUCACCGCUGCUACUCAUCAACAUUUUCGGAUCGAUCACAACAUUGUGCACUGCUGGUUUCUUACUUGCUUCAGGAAUCAACGGAUAUUUCGUUGCAAAAUAUUUCAUAUUUCCACUGUGCCUGACUAUGCAAAUAUUCUCACAUUGCCAUUUCUCACAGCAUUUGAUUGAUUCAUCAACAUCAAUCGCUACAUCAGCUUACAACUCAGAUUGGUUCAAAGGCAAUGUUGAAUUUCGUCGAUUGAUUCUUCAAGUUAUGACGAGAGCUCAAAAUGCUCAAAAAAUAACAGGAUGGAAGUUCUUUGAUGUUUCUUUGGAGACAUUUCAAUGGGUAAACAUUAUUUUUGGUAUAAGUCAUUCACUUACUAUUAAGCGAAAGGCUAAGAUUUAUUAA